CUGUUCAUAACUGUUUUAGGAAGUGUCUCGCGGUCCGGGCAGCUCUGUAUCCCGGACCACAGCAGCCCCCACAUGCCGCUCAGACCCAAGCCUCAUUCCUCUGAAUUUUACAACCCUUUAGCCUGUUGCAGCAUCUCUCCCUGGAAUGUGAACGGGCUUAGCAGGAGCGGGGUUGGCGCUCGCGCAGACCUCAGACCCGAGCCCCCCUCGCUGGGUCCGCUGCUGGCAGGAUGUGUGCCCGGGGUUGAUGUUUCCCCACCGGGCGCCCGCAGGGUCGCUUCCAAGCCAGACUGCCGACAGCCCGCUGCCCCCCUGUGCCUCCUGAGCCGGGGCCCAUCGAUCGCCUCCAGCUCGAACAAGACAGCCCGCAGCGCUCCGCCGCCGCCACCACAGCAGCCUCAGCAGGACCGCAUCGCCAUGGAUACGGAGUCCACCUACUCGGGCUACUCCCACUACUCUGGGCGCUCCCGGGGCUCGCACCGACACGGCUCACCAGACCUGGUUUGGCGCCCCCGCAGCUCCCGUGGCCGCAUUAGCCUGUCAUCGGCCAAAUGGCUGCGGCUGACAGGCCUCAGGAAGGCGGCGGGAGACAGGAUGGGUCGCUCGCAUUCCCAAGGGGGCAAGAAUUUGCACUUGAAGCUCAAAGUCACUGUUAGCGAGAGUGGUCUCGAUUUUCCGGAGAGGGACGGUGGGGAGCGAAACCGGGAGCGCCACAAGUCCCGCAGCAAAGACAGCCGCUCGGAAAAGUCGGUCACCAUAAACACGCCGCCGGCAGAGCCGCUUCUGAGCGACUCUCUUCGGGGAGAGCAGGUCCAGGUUGUGUUCCACCGUCCCACAAACGCACACAGAGGCGUGCACGGGCGGCACGGCGACGCCGCGGUGCUCACUGGUGAGCGCACGGUCCCCAUACAGUACAGCCCCAGGCAUGAUGGCAGGGAUCUCUAUAUAGGGAACGGACCAGUGCGGGCGGCGGAUCCGGAGAGUCAGCCAGGUCACGCUCGCAGAUCCGCACUCUGGGAUGGAUCGGGAGAAGGAGAGCAUCGUGGAGCCGGGACAUUUGCGAGUUUAGGCAGUGUGGAGUGUAGGGCGAUGGAGGUGGAAGAGGAAGUUCUGCAGGUGAUUGAGGUCUGUGGCACCACGGAGGAGUGGAAGGAGGUGGUGGUGGCGACCAUAGAAGGAGACUGGAACAGGAACUCCCCCCCAGCGGCCAGCUGCGGGUCAGGGGCUAAGACGAGCCAGGAAUAUUUACCGCGCUCCGUCAAAGGCCAGAGGAACCCGAGACAGCUCCUGAGAGCCGGGGCUCAUCAAAGCCCAUGGGCGGUGGUUAACAUGUCACCGACUGCCGUUUCCAACGUGGAUUACUUGAGACUCUCCAUCCCAGUGCUGCAUCCUCCUCCUCCUCUUCCUCCUCCUCCUCCUCCUCCUCCUCCUCCUCCUCUUCCUCCUCCUCCUCCCAGCUCCCCUCACUCUAAGGAUGACAACUGGGGCGAGACCACCACGGCUGUCACGGGCACCUCGGAGCACAGCCUCUCCCAGGAGGACAUCGUUCGCAUCACCAAGGACCUGGAGGACAGCGUGGGGCUGGACUGCCGCCGGUACCUGGCCCGGACGCUGGCCGUGAUCCUGGGCCUGCUGGUGUUCCUCACGCCGCUCGCCUUCCUGGUGCUGCCCCACCUCCUGUGGCCGGAGAAGCUGCAGAGCUGCGGGACGGCCUGCGAGGGCCUCUUCAUCUCGGUGGCCUUCAAGCUGCUCAUCCUGCUGCUGGCCGUCUGGGCGCUCUUCUUCCGGCCGGCGCGGGCCAGCCUCCCGCGGGCCUUCGUGUUCCGGAUCCUCCUGGCCGUGCUGGUGCUGCUCUUCGUGGUGUCCUACUGGCUCUUCUACAGCGUCAGGAUACUGGACUCGCAGGACGAGAACUACCAGGGCAUCGUGCAGUACGCCGUGUCGCUGGUGGACGCCCUGCUCUUCAUCCACUACCUGGCCAUCGUGCUGCUGGAGCUGCGGCAGCUGCAGCCCUGCUUCUCCCUGAGCGUCACGCGCUCCACCGACGGCGAGACCCGCCACUACAACCUGGGACAGCUCAGCAUUCAGCGGGCAGCUCUGGCCAUCAUCGAGCACUACUACUGCGACUUCCCCAUCCAUAACCCCGCGCUGCUCUCGGCCUCCAAGUCCCGGGCCGCCAAGCACCUGGCCGGCCUGAAGGUCUACAACGUGGAUGGUGAGUUCCCAGCAGCCCCCGCUGAGGGUGAGUGGGAUGCUCUGCCUUGCCUUUGCUACCUGAGCCCGGGCCCCACCCUGCAGUACAGCCGGGACCACUGGCUGGCCCGCCAGUGGACCCUGAUCAGCGAGGCGUCGGUCAACAGCGGCCUGAAGGACGGAUCCGUCUUCCUGCUCAAAUGUGUGGACUUCACUCUGGUGGUGACGUCCAAGAAGAUCCCCUACAUCCAGAUGUCCGAGGAGUACAUCGACCCCAAAUCUCACAAGUUUGUCCUGCGGCUACAGUCGGAAACGUCUGUGUAG
Menidia menidia (Atlantic silverside) is the source of this 2517-nucleotide messenger RNA. Lineage: Eukaryota; Metazoa; Chordata; Actinopteri; Atheriniformes; Atherinopsidae. The record is from the annotation of a GenBank genome assembly.